Molecule: messenger RNA, 2967 nt
Organism: Bacidia gigantensis
Lineage: Eukaryota; Fungi; Ascomycota; Lecanoromycetes; Lecanorales; Ramalinaceae
Exons: 1
Coding region: 1-2967 (988 amino acids)
Biological process (GO): mRNA splicing, via spliceosome; spliceosomal tri-snRNP complex assembly
Cellular component (GO): catalytic step 2 spliceosome; U4/U6 x U5 tri-snRNP complex
Molecular function (GO): protein binding
Source: RefSeq, a predicted model, not a curated record
AUGCCGGGACGACAGGAUUUCCUGAGCCAACAAGCCCCUGAAAACUACGUCGCUGGCUUGGGCAGGGGCGCUACUGGCUUUACCACUCGGUCAGAUCUCGGCCCUGCAAGAGAAGGUCCAAGCGAGGACCAGAUUAAAGCUGCCCUCCAGAAGAGAGCGGAGCAACUUGGGGCGCAGCCAAGUGCCUACGGGCUCCCAGAAAAGAAGGAAGAUGAUGGCAAUGACGAUGAUGAACGAUUUCAGGAUCCAGAAAAUGAGACUGGGUUGUUCGCAAGUGGAGAUUUCACCAGGGAAGAUGACGAAGCGGAUAGGAUAUACCAGGAAGUGGACGAGAGGAUGCUGAGGAGAAGGCAACAGCAAAGGUUAGUCGUCACUUUUAUAGCCCCGCAUUAUCCCCUUCCCCAGUCAUAUGUGACAAAUGGUUUAUCGUAUGCCACCUUUGUGAAAGUGCAGAUUACCGACUUGAGAUCCGUCGAUCCUUCUAGGGAAACGCGAGAAGCGCAAGAAAAACGUGACUAUGAGAUCAAAAACCCAAAGAUACAGCAGCAAUUUGCAGAUCUGAAGAGAAGUUUGUCCAGCUUGACCGAGGAGGAAUGGGCAAGCCUUCCGGAACCAGGUGACCUGACGCGCAAAAACAAAAGAGCAAGGACUCAGAACCACGAGAGAUUCUAUGCUGUUCCAGAUAGUGUCAUUGCAGGAGCCCGAGACUCUACAGAAUUUGAUACCAAUGUCCAGGACGACGGCAACGCGAAUGGCAAUGGAAACGCAAAUGGCGAGAUUGAUGGCACAACGACCGAUUUCAGGACGAUCGGCGCAGCAAGAAACCGAGUCCUUAACAGCAGACUUGAUAGAGCAGAGCAAUCCGGCACAGACACAUCGUCGGGGACUGCGACAAAUGUGGAUCCGAAAGGAUAUCUGACAAGCCUAGCACAAACGGAGCUCAAAUCGGCAGACGUAGACGUGGGUGAUAUCACUCGAGUGCGGGGUCUGCUGGAAUCAGUCAUCAAAACAAAUCCAAAGCAUGCGCCUGGUUUCAUUGCAGCUGCUCGACUGGAGGAGGUGGCCGGAAAGCUGGUGCAAGCUUGCAAGAUUGCUGAAAGAGGAUGUCAGAUAAACCCUCGUAGUGAAGAUCUCUGGCUCGAGUACAUUCGACUUCAGGAGAGGAGGUCAGGAGACAACCAUAACGCCAAAGUUGUUGCAGCGGAUGCUAUAAAACAAAACCCAGAAUCCGUCCGCCUAUGGCAGAGUGCCAUGUCAUUGGAGACAGAUCGCAAUGCCAGAAAGCGUGUAGUACGAAAGGCCAUAGAUCGGCUGCCGAAGUCCGUAGUCUUGUGGAAGGCACUUGUCAAUGAAGAAGAAUCCCCUGAAGAGGCUAAGCUGCUUUUAUCACGAGCGGUAGAAGAGCUACCAUACUCUGUUGAACUUCAUUUGGCGUUGAGCAGGCUCUGUUCGGGGAAUGAAGCCAUGAAAGUGCUUAAUAAGGCUCGAACACAAAACCCCACAAGCCACGAGAUCUGGCUGGCGGCUGUCAGGCUACAAGAAGCCAUGGAUCAGCCAUUAGACAAAGUCAGACAAUUAAUGAAGAGAGCCAUUCAAUCCCUUGCACAGAAUUCUGCCAUGCUCAAGAGAGAAGAAUGGAUAGCAGAAUCAGAAAAGCUCGAGGCAGACGGCAUGGUUUCGUCAGCUACAGCUUGCAUUCAAGAAACGUUGAGCUUUGGCCUAGACGAAGAUGAUGAUGAUCUAAAGAAGCUUUUCAACUCUGAUGCUCAAGCCUCUCUGGCGAAAGGAAUGUACGCGACCGCUCGAGCUAUCUAUGCUUACACGCUUCGGCUAUUCCCAACGUCGAAAUCCACAUGGCUGGCAGCCAUUGACCUAGAGAAGAAUCAUGGAUCGAGGGAUGAAAUGUGGAGAUUGCUUGACAAAGCAGUCGAAGCAUGCCCUGACGCUGAAGAGAUUUGGCAAUUAAGCGCCAAGAGUCGAUGGGAUGCUGGCUUUACUGACGACGCGAGAAGGAUACUCGGUAGAGCAUUUAAUCAGCUAUCGAGCUCUGAGAACAUCUUCUUGAGCGCUGUCAAGCUCGAGGCCGACGCUAAUCAGAUCGACGAAGCACGACAACUACUUGCAACUGCUCGUCAAGAAGCGGGCACUGAUCGGGUCUGGUACAAAUCCGUCGCUUUUGAGCGGCAGUAUCCAUCCAAGAAAGACGGAGAAGGCAAGGUUCACGACGAAGCUCUCAAAUUAGCCAUCGAAGGCCUGAACUUGUAUCCAAAGCAGGCACGUUUGCACAUGCAGAAAGGUCAGAUCUACCAUUCCGUAGGACAAUUACCCCAGGCUCGCCAGGCUUACAACGUCGGCACACAUGCUUGCCCAGCCUCAGUCCCGCUAUAUCUACUCCUAAGCCGCCUGGAAGAGUCGCAAGGUCUCGUGGUCAAGGCACGUUCCGUCCUUGAACGCGGCUUACUCGCUACAAAAAGCCCAGACAUAGCCCUAGAACAGGUCAAGAUCGAAUUUCGCGCGGGCAAUCUACAGCAAGCGAAGAAUCUCAUGGCCAAAUCGCUCCAGACUCAUGGAACCUCGGGCGCCCUUUGGUCCUUCAAUAUCUGGAACCUCGAGUCGAGAACCCAGCGGAAACCCCGUUCUCUCGAAGCUAUCAAGAAAGUCGACAACGAUCCGACACUAUUUGUGACUGUUGCGCGGGUUUUCUGGGGUGAGAGAAGGCUGGAGAAGGCCUCGAAUUGGUUUGAGAAGGCAAUCUUGCUUGAUUCUAGCCUUGGAGAUACCUGGGCCUGGUAUUUCAAAUUCUUAAUGGAGCACGGGACGGAGGAGAAACGGCAGGAAGUGGCAGAAAAGUGUAAAAGCAACGAGCCAAGAUUCGGCGAGGUCUGGCAGUCUAUUGCAAAGGCGCCUGAAAACGCUGGUUUGGGAGCUGGGGAUGUCCUUCUCAAAGUGGUGCAACUGCUCAAAUAG